AUGGCACUCCGGUAUAUAGGCCAGAAACUCGCACAGCAGAUCGACGAGGAGCUCAUGUCGGCAUCGGGUGCCUUCUCAAUCGACCAGCUCAUGGAGCUGGCGGGCUUGAGCUGCGCCCAGGCGCUCGCAAAGUCGUUCUCUGUCCAAACCCACAAACGGCGGGGAUGGACUGGUUGCUGCGCGACACCUGCACCACUUCUCCUACACCCCGACGAUCUACUACCCCAAACCGGGGAACAAGGACCUGUACCAACGCCUCCUAACUCAGGCGCACGUAGUUCUGGACGCCAUCUUCGCGAUCUCGCAAAGAGGCACCAACUUAACCUCCCGGCAUAUCCUGGGGUUGACCAGGUCGUCGAGCUCCCGCCGCCUGGCAAGCUGUAG
Cutaneotrichosporon cavernicola is the source of this 384-nucleotide messenger RNA. RefSeq lists its product as uncharacterized. Lineage: Eukaryota; Fungi; Basidiomycota; Tremellomycetes; Trichosporonales; Trichosporonaceae. The record is from RefSeq and is a predicted model, not a curated record. The transcript has 4 exons. Bases 1 to 384 code for a protein of 127 amino acids.